Messenger RNA from Sinocyclocheilus grahami, 1954 nucleotides. Its product is annotated as tripartite motif-containing protein 16-like. The record is from RefSeq and is a predicted model, not a curated record. The transcript is spliced from 6 exons. Gene Ontology annotation, molecular function: protein binding; zinc ion binding. Lineage: Eukaryota; Metazoa; Chordata; Actinopteri; Cypriniformes; Cyprinidae. Bases 22 to 1728 code for a protein of 568 amino acids.
GUUACUAUUUUGUGUAUUAAAAUGGCAGAAUCCAGUGUUUCUUUGGCUCAGGAUCAGUUCAGCUGUUCAAUCUGUCUGGAUCUACUGAAGGAUCCAGUGGCGCUUACCUGUGGACACAGUUACUGUAUGAGCUGUAUUACAGGCUGCUGGGAUCAGGAUGAUCAGAAGGGAGUCUACAGCUGCCCUCAGUGCAGACAGACCUUCACUCCAAGACCUGUUUUAGGUAAAAACACCAUGCUGGCUGAAGUGCUGGAGAAACUCAAGAAGACAAAACUCCAAGCUGUUCAUCCUGACCAGUGUUUCGCUGGAUCUGGAAAUGUGGAGUGUGACGUCUGUACUGGGGACAAAAACAAAGCCAUCAAGUCCUGUCUGGUGUGUCUGAACUCUUACUGUCAAAAUCAUCUUGAACAACAUGAGACUUUCUUCAGAAGUAAGGGACACAAUCUAAUGGAUGCCACUGGACAACUGCAGGAGAUGAUCUGCCCUCAACAUGAGAAACUACUAGAGAUCUUCUGUCGUAGUGAACAGAAAUGUAUUUGUUUGCUGUGUAUGGUGGAGGAACACAAAAAUCACAACACUGUAUCAGUUGCAGCAGAGAGGACUGAGAAACAGAGACAGUUGGAAAAAACACAGAGAAAUUUCCAGAAGAGGAUCCAGGAGAGACAGAAGGAGCUUGAGAAGCUGAGAGAGGCUGUAGAGUCUCACAAGUGCUCUGCACAGGCAGCAGUGGAGGACAGUGAGAGGAUCUUUACUGAGCUGAUCCGCUCCAUUGAGAGAAGCCGCUCUGAGGUGACACAGCUGAUCAGAGAUCAGGAAAAGGCUGCAGUGAGUCGAGCUGAAGGACAACUGGAGCAACUGGAGCAGGAGAUUGAAGAUCUGAGGAGGAGAGACGCUGAGCUGGAGCAACUUUCACACACAGAGCAUCACAUCCAUUUCUUCCAGUGUUUCCAGUCUCUCUCUGUUCCUCCUGGAUCUACAGACACGCCCAGCAUAACUGUCAGUUCUCGUCUCUCUUUUGAUGAUAUUGGUAAAUCUGUGUCUCAUCUGAGAGAGAAACUGGAGCAUUUCUGCAGAGAAGAGAUAGAGAAGAUAUCUGGUCAACUAACAUACAUUGAGAUCUUUCCCACACCUGAGCUCAAGUCCAGGGAGGAGUUUUUACAAUAUUCCCAUCAGUUCACUCUGGAAAUAAAUACAGUGCAUAAAAGAAUUUGUCUGUCUGAGGGGAACAGAGUGAUUACAUACACUGACACGGUCCAGCCGUAUCCUGAUCAUCCAGACAGAUUUGACACUGUGGAGCAGGUGUUGUGUAGAGAGAGUGUGUGUGGACGCCGUUACUGGGAGGUUGAGUGGAGUGGUAAGGUCGGUAUAUCAGUAUCAUAUAAGAGAAUCAGCAGGAAGGGAGAGAGAAAUGAAUGUGCUUUUGGACGCAACAUUCAGUCUUGGAGAUUAUUUUGCUCUCCCUCCACAUGUUUUUUCUGGCACAAUAACAAAAAGACUAGACUCCCUGUAGUCUCCAGCUCCUCUAGAAUAGGAGUGUAUGUGGAUCACAGUGCAGGAACUCUGUCCUUCUACAGCGUCUCUGACACAAUGAACCUCAUUCACAGAGUCCACACCACAUUCACUCAGCCUCUCUAUGCUGGGCUUAGAGUCAAUUAUAAAUUUGGAUCAGUUUCAAAAGUAAAACUGUGUGAAUUGAACUGUAUUGAAGGUACAGAGAAUCAUGUUUAAGGUCAAUGUAAAAUCAGUGAAAAAUGUCGAGUGGAGUCUUUUCUUUAUUUAUUUCCAGAUCAAUAUACUAUCUGAACUCCUAUCAGGGAAAUAACAUGAAACUUUAUUUGUGUGUAAAUCUUAGUUUAAUCAGAUAAAUGAAUAUUUAUAAAGAAAGACUAGAAGAAACUAUGUGGAAAUAUCAUCAUUGACACCGACAGCAGAAAUAAUACUUGUAAUGUAACUU